This is a messenger RNA of Uncinocarpus reesii 1704, 1671 nucleotides long. Its product is annotated as phosphoglucomutase. Gene Ontology annotation, biological process: carbohydrate metabolic process. The coding region runs from base 1 to 1671 and encodes 556 amino acids. Gene Ontology annotation, cellular component: cytosol. Gene Ontology annotation, molecular function: magnesium ion binding; phosphoglucomutase activity. The transcript has 3 exons. NCBI's taxonomy places the organism in Eukaryota, Fungi, Ascomycota, Eurotiomycetes, Onygenales, Onygenaceae. The record is from RefSeq and is a predicted model, not a curated record.
AUGGGUGUCAAAAGUGUUCCAAUUGCUCCAUUUUCAGACCAAAAAGCUGGAACGUCUGGUCUGCGUAAAAGGGUCACAGUCUUUCAACAGUCCCACUAUACAGAAGCAUUCGUCACUAGUAUUCUCAAGGCAAUCCCGGAGGGUGCGGAGGGAGCUUUCCUCGUUAUCGGCGGCGAUGGGCGCUACUAUAAUACCGAAGUUAUCCAGUUGAUUGCACAGAUUGGAGCGGCAUAUGGCGUCAAGAAGUUGCUUAUUGGCCAAAACGGCAUUCUGAGCACUCCUGCCGCUAGCCACGUUAUCCGUAAGCGAAAGGCAACCGGGGGGAUUCUCCUGACUGCAAGUCAUAACCCUGGAGGUCCCAAUGCCGACUUUGGUAUCAAGUAUAAUCUAUCCAACGGUGCUCCCGCGCCCGAAAGCGUGACAAAUAAAAUCUUCGAGGUUUCGAAAUCCCUAACCGAAUACAAGAUUGUCAAUUUGCCAAAGGUUGACCUGGCCAAAAUUGGAACCGAGAAAUAUGAGGGUUUAGAGGUUGAGGUCAUUGAUUCGACUGCCGACUAUGUGGCGAUGAUGAAGGAGAUAUUCGAUUUCGACCUCAUUCGCUCUUUCUUGAAAAGUCAUGGCCAGUUCAAAAUCCUUUUCGACGCCCUGCAUGGGGUAACUGGCCCAUACGGCAAAGCCAUCUUUAUCAAAGAGCUUGGGCUUCCGGAGGACUGUUGCCAGAACUGCGAGCCCAAGCCAGAUUUCGGCGGUGGUCACCCCGAUCCCAACCUGACUUAUGCGCGCUCAUUGGUUGAAAAGGUAGAUAAGGAUGGGAUCCAAUUCGGUGCUGCAAGCGAUGGAGACGGCGACCGCAAUAUGAUUUAUGGUGCCAAAACUUUUGUGUCUCCAGGAGACAGCUUGGCUAUAAUUGCACACCAUGCAAAACUUAUUCCGUACUUCAAAAAACACGGGGUGCAUGGACUUGCCCGUUCAAUGCCCACGUCUGGUGCGGUUGACUUGGUUGCCAAAGCCCAAAACCUCAAGUGUUAUGAAGUUCCAACUGGAUGGAAAUUCUUCUGCGCAUUGAUGGACACGAAUAAAAUGUCAAUUUGCGGCGAAGAAAGUUUCGGUACGGGAAGUAACCAUAUCCGAGAAAAGGAUGGCGUCUGGGCCAUUGUGGCGUGGCUCAAUAUCAUUGCUGGCGUUGGUCAAGCCAAUCCAGAAAAGCCAGUGAGCAUUGCAACGAUCCAGAAUGAUUUCUGGAAGACCUAUGGACGUACAUUCUUCACUCGAUACGAUUAUGAGAACGUUGAGAGCGCCGGAGCAAACAAGGUUAUCGAAAAUCUCAGAGAGCUAAUCACCACGAAGAAGGACUCUUUCGUAGGCUCGACCAUCUCUGGCCGUAAAGUCCUUGAAGCAGAUGACUUUUCUUAUACCGAUCUGGAUGGCAGUGUCAGCAAAAACCAGGGGAUUUUCGUCAAGUUCGAUGACGGCAGCCGCAUCGUUGUCCGCCUUUCUGGAACUGGCAGCAGUGGCGCAACUAUUCGCCUGUAUGUUGAGCGUCAUGAAUCUGAUGAGAAAGAACUCUCCAAGGAUGCCCAGAAUUAUCUAAAAGAGAACAUUGACCUCGCAAUCAAAUUGCUCAAGUUGAAGGAGUAUGUUGGGAGAGAGGAACCCACCGUCAAAACCUGA